CUGGUCGUUUCGAGGAAGGAGGGUCUACAAAGGAAAUGCUACCUAGUGAUUGGUUGUGGCGCGUUAGGAACAUGGCUACAGGAACUUGGACAGUUCAAACCUGGCAUUGAUUGGUUUGCGAAGAGGCGGGGCCCCUCGACCGCUUGAGAAGUGGCCGCAGCGGCGAGAAGAGCCAUGGGUCAUGCGGCCAAGGUGACAGGGCCCAGGGAGGGGAUGGGUGCGAUGCAGACAGGGAGGGUUUUACAGCUCUUUAAAACAUUGCACAGGACCAGACAGCAAGUUUUUAAAAAUGAUGCCAGAGCAUUAGAAGCAGCCAGAAUAAAAAUAAAUGAAGAAUUCAAAAGUAAUAAAAGUGAGACUUCUCCUAAGAAAAUAGAAGAGCUAAUGAAAGUAGGUUUCGAUGUUGAAUUGUUACUCAGAACAUCUGUUAUACAAGGUAUUCACACAGACCACAAUACACUGAAAUUGGUCCCUCGGAAAGACCUUCUUCUAGAAAACAUGCCAUAUUGUGAUGUACCAACUCAGAAGCAGUGAAUUUUCUAGAAUAAAAUAAGUCUUUGUACUUUUUAAUUUUAAAACACUUAACUCUGGCAAAAAGUCCUGAAAAUGCAGACAUUUUUCUCUGAUCUGGCAUAUUGAACAUGAAUGAAUUAAACAAUAGCUUCAUAUUUAAAUUUCAUGUUAAAAAGACAUUGCUGAGAAGUAAAGAACAUAGUUGAGUAUUUCUAAAGGAAAUUAGAUGAGAAGACUUUCCAUUUCAUUGAAAAUCAAACUUCAUAAAGCAAAAUAAUUAGAGAAAUACAUUCACUUCUUUUUGACCUUCAUGAGUAUUUGGUCUUACAAUGACUAUGUGAGAAUGUAGUGUUUUGACAAGUUGGUGAGAUUUUCUCUCAUGUGAAAUCCAAUUAUUAGAUUUGAAUUAUUAGAUUAAAUUUAUAUUUAGUCCCCAAAACAUUCUACUAAUCAAAAAAAAUCACAGUAUGUGCCAGUUUGCCACUGAAGGUGGCCUUUUUUUUCUAAAGCACUGGAAUUAUUUCUGUAGCUAACAAAUAAUUAUACAGUUUCUUUUUUAGAGGUAGAGAGUAUCUCUGUGUUCUCCUAAAGACAUUUUUUAUCAGUCUUAUGAAAAUAGAUUAAUUAAAUAUCAAAAUCAAGGCCAGGCAUGAUGGCUCACAUCUGUAAUCCUAGCACUCUGGGAGGCGGAGGCAGGUAGAUCACCUGAGGUCAGAAGUUCGAGACCAGCCUGAGCAAGAGAAAGACCCCAUCUCUACUGAAAAAUAGAAAAACUAGCCAGGAGUUGUGGUAGGCAUCUGUAAUCCCAGCUACUAGGGAGGCAAGAGGAUUGCUCAAACCCAGGAGUUUGAGGUUGCUAUGAGCUAUGAUGACACCAUGGCACUCUACCCAUGGCUACCAAAAAAAAUCAAAAUCACCUAAGAUCACUGUGGAAUAAAGAAAUCCUAAUGUUUUUAGGAAAUAAUGGCUCUUGAUCAAAGUAUAUAAUAUGAUCUUAGUAGAAUUAGCUGUAUUUUAAGACAAAUUAGAUUUUUUUUUUUUUUUUGAGACAGAAUCUCACUUUGUCACCCUCAGUAGAGUGCUCUGGCGUCAUAGCUCACAGCAACUUCAAACUCUUGGGCUCAAGUGAUUCUCUUGCCUCAGCCUCCCAAGUAGCUGGAACUACAGGCGCCUGAGACAAUGCUUGGCUAUUUUUAGAGAGGCCUUGCUUUUGCUCAGAGUGGUAGUGAACCCAUGAGUUCAGGCAAUCCACCCGCCUUGGCCUCCCAGAGUGCUAGAUUUACAGGUGUGAACUACCACACCAAGUUAAAUUUUAUUGUGAAAAUGUAAUAGAUGACUUCAUUCUCUUUGUUUUAAUCAAUGAAAUUUAAGUGGCUUCUGUUUUUCCAUAUCUCGUUCCUGAUGAGAUGGACAGUAUCACAAAAGGACUUGACAUUCUUCCAUCUAACACUAAGAACUAUAAAAUCAUAUUUAAUAUUCUUCUUACUCCUUUUCUGUUGUUAAAACAUUGGUAUAUCCUUGCUGGGUAUAAUAUAUCAUGUUUGAAAAUACUUUAACUUUAGAAGAUCAAAAACUAAAAAAAAACUAAAAAAAAAAAAAAAAAGAAGAAGAUCAAAAACGUUAUCAGAAUUAUUGCACCGUUAACUACAGACUACCCUUCAUGCCUCCCGACACUUGAGGAGCUCAGUUAAAGUUCUGUGUAAUAACAAAGGUACAUAUCAAAAGAUUCACUACAUAAUUUUUUAUCUCCUAUGUAUAUUUAUUACUAUGUAUAUAGAAAUUAUACCUAGAGAAAAAUAAAAGUUGUUUCAAAUUUGAAAUUUGCCCUUAUAAGAGAAGGCUGAAAAUCUUUACAGAACAAUUGCUAUAUAAAUAUACUGGCCUGCUAUUUCAAAGUCUAUAUUACGUAUUUUGAGAAAAGUUGGCUGAUAUUAUUUAAAUUUAAUGUAUAUUCUAUAUUGUUUAAUGAUAUAAACAUUGUUUAGAAGUUCACACAUUUUUUUUUCUUUAACCUGAAUUCCCUGGUUCCAUUCUUACUUUAGUUUAAAUAUUUCAUCAGAUUUCUUCUUCUUUUUUUUUUUUUUCUGAGACAAAGACUUACUCUGUUGCCUGAGGCUAGAGUGUUGUGGCAUCUUAGUUCACAGCAUCCUUAAACUCUUGGGCUCAAGCUUCUUGCUUCAGCCUCCUGAAUAGCUGGGACUCCAGGCUCCAGCCACAACACCCAGGUAGUUUUUCUACUUUUAGUGGAGACAGGGACUAGCUCUUGCUCAGGCUUGUCUCAAACUCCUGAGCUCAAGCAAUCCACCUGCCUCAGCCUCUCAGAGUUCUAGGAUUACAGGUGUGAGCCACCGUGCCUGACCAUCAGAUUUCUUUUUUAUAAACUAGUCAUCAUUAGUAGCAAUAGAGAUUAAUAAUUCAAAUUUAUUUUAUUAAAGAUAGUGCCUUAUUGAAAUAUAUGUAGACACAGGCAAAUAAAUAUUAUACUUUCAUGCCAUAAGAUAAUUCAGUAAAGUUAUUGUAACAUAUAUAAACAUACCAAUAGCAGGCUUGACUGUCUCAAAAUUAUGAAAUAUUGGCAUUCUAUCCUAAUACACAUGUAGCAUGUGUUUAUAUUUCAAAUGGAUUUUAACUGGCUAUUUAAUAGUUUCAUUAAAUAGCUUAAAGUAAUUCAUGAAUUCUUUCCCUAUGAAAAAACAAAGAAUGAGAGUCACUCUUCUAGAAAUUAAACUACUACACCUGAAUAGAGUUUUAUCUCAUAAACCAUUUAUAAAAACUGAGAUCGGUGAUUUUCUAGGUACCUAACUUCUUUUGUACAAUGCUAACAUUUAAUUAAAUCAUUUUAUUUUAUUUUAUUUUAUUUUUUUAGAAAUGAGAUCUCACUGUGUUGCCCAUGCUGGAGAGCAGUGGCUAUUCACAGGAAUAGUCAUAAUGCACUGGGGCCUGGAACUGGCAGGCUCUAGAGUUCUGCCUGCCUCAGCCUCCCGAGUAGCUAAAGGCAUGCGCCACUGCAUCCAGCUUUAAUUAAUUAAAUCAUUUGAAUUAGUUGUUGUUUUGAAGGCUUCCCAUAUUCCUAAAGGGAGUUGCUUGGUUUUUAAAAAGCUUCCCAUAUUCCUACAGGGAGUUGCCCAAAUCUAACAUUUUGGUUUGACUAUUGCAAUCUGAUGAAAGUGAGGUGUACAAAUUCUAAUUGCUGAUACCCAGGUUCAGAGGGCCAGCAGGACUUUAUAACAGUCUUUUGACAGACAUUAGGAAUGGUAUAUGGCAGGCGACUCACAUUUGGGAAGCAUAUAUAGGGAAGAAUCCUUCCCUGAAGAUUUGAAACUGGAAGAAUAUGGUAGAUAGUUUAUAUAACAUCUAAUUCAAAACAUUACAAUUGCGAUUUGCAUCAAAUUGUGUUUAAGUUGGUUCUUAUUUUGCCUGUAGUUGCAUCUUUCAACAUGAGUACAGUAUCCAAAAAGCACAUGAUAUAAGUGGAAUUGUUAUACUCAGAGACAAAGCAGAAAAUGUAACUGUAAACACAAAGGCAUAGGUCAACAAACCCUGUCCUGGCCAAACUGCAACAACAACAAAAAAAUAGCCGGGUGUUGUGGUGGGCGCCUAUAGUCCCAGCUAGUGGGAGGCUGAGGCAAGAGACUUGCUUAAGCCCAAGAGCUGGAGGUUGCUGUGAGCUGUGAUGUUACAGCACUCUAUGGAAGGCAAUGGAGUGUAAUUCUGUCUUUAAAAAAAAAAAAUUCUAAUUCUUUUUUUUGCAGUUUUUGGCUGGAGCUGGGUUUGAACCUGCCACCUCUGGCAUAUGGGGCUGGUUCCCUACUCCUUUGAGUCACAGGCACCACCUGAAAAUUCUAAUUCUUCAGAUGAGUUUUCUCAAGCAAAAGUGGAUAGAUGCAAAAUUAAUAUAGCUGUAUUAUAUAUCAGCUGUAACCAGUCCAGGUUGAAAGGGAAAAAAGAUCCUGAUUAUAAUAGCAAACUAAGAUACUUUUAACAAAAGUAAGAUAGAUACUUUUUACAAAAACCAUAACACUUAAAAAUGAGAGGUAUAUUACGUACCUAAAAGAAACAAUUGAAAAUUCUAGAGAUGACUGUUAUUCAAAAAUUAAUCUGUUGAAAUCCCCAUAGAUGGAUAGAUAUGUCUACUCUAUCCUGAAGAAGCUACUAUAAAAGUUCAGAGAAAAUUAUUUGCCACCUGUGUUAUAAUUAAAAUAUUAGGUGCUCCUAUGAAUCAGCAAAAUACAACUUUGGAAAAAUGGGCAAAUGAUAUAAGAAGUUCACAAAAGAAGAAAUACUAAGUCUCUCUCAUGAGCAGAUAAAUGUAAAUUUAAAUGAAACAUUUUUCGUAAUUGCCAAGACAUGGAAACAGCCCAACUGCCCAUCGACCCAUGAAUGAAUUAAAUUGUGGUAUAUGUACACCAUGGAAUACUAUGCAGCCGUAAGAAAAGAUGGAGACUUUACAUCUUUUAUGUUUACCUGGAUGAAGCUGGAACAUAUUCUUCUCAGUAAAGUAUCUCAAGAAUGAAAAAAAGGUAUCCAAUGUACUCAAUACUACCAUGAAAUCAACAUAUAAUCACCUACACAUUCAUACAAAUGGUAAAACAUAACUAUAGUCCAGAAAGUGGAAGGGAAGAAGAGAGAGAGGGGAGAGGAGGUGGAAGGAGGGAGGGUAUUUGGGGGGGGAACCUCACCUAAUGUGCAUGAUGCAAUGGUACCUUUCAAAACUAUUAAGCGUAUAAUUGUGAUGGAUGUGUUAAUAAGUUCAAUGUAAACAUUUCACAUUGUAUAUCAAAUCAGUACACUGAACCCCAUAAAUGCAUCAGUGUACACAGUUGUGACUUAAUAAAAACAAAAAGAAAAUAAAAAGGAAACAUUUUUGUUCAUCAAAUUAUAACAAGUUAAAGAAACAUAUCCAAUAUAUAUAAGGGUAGGAGGAAGUGACCGUCUCAGAUUUUUUUUUUUUUUUUUUUUUGCAGUUUUUGGCCAGGGCUGGGUUUGAACCCACCACCUCCAGCAUAUGGGGCCGGCACCCUACCCCUUUGAGCCACAGGUGCCACCCUCUUCAGAUAUUUUUUAAAAGUCUCUAUAUUGUCCAGGCUGGACUCAAGUUCCUGGGUUCAAAUGAUCCUCCUCAGCACCCUAAGUAGCUGGAAUUACAGGUAUGUACCACCACACCCUACCACAGGGCCUUUUUGAAAGCCAAAAAAUGUUAACGUUAUCAAACUUUUUUUUUGGUAGAGACAGAGUCUCACUUUGUCACCUUCAGUAGAGUGCCAUGGCGUCACACUGCUCACAGCAACCUCCAACUCCUGGGCUUAGGCGUUUCUCUUGCCUCAGCCUCCCAAGUAGCUGGGACUACAGGCGCCCGCCACAAUGCCCGGCUAUUUUUUGUUGCAGUUCAGCCAGGGCCGGGUUUGAACCCUCCACCCUUGGUAUAUGGGGCCAGCGCCCUACUCACUGAGCCACAGGCGCCACCCAACAUUAUCAAACUUUUAAAUAUACAUACUAUUCAGUGUAUUUUUCAAGUGCUCACAAGGGAACUAGAAAAUGUGUACUAAGGUAUAUGUACAGAAAUUUCUGGAACAUUGUAAUUUAAAAAAAUGUAAAACAGGCCAGGCAGUAAUCCUAGCACUCGGACAGGCCAAGGUGGGAGGAUUGCUUGAGGCCAGGAAUUCCACACCAGCCUAAGCAAGACCCUCAACACUACAAAAAAUAGGGAAAUUAGGCAUUAGUAGGUUCCUGCAGUCCCAGCUACUCAGGAGUCUGAGACAGGAGGAUCACUAGUGUCCAGGAGUUUGAGAUUGCAGUGAGCUAUGACGACGCCACUGCACUCUAGACUUGGCAACAAUCUCAAAAAAAAAAAAAAAAAAACCCAAACUAAAACCAAUUAAGUUUCCAA
Messenger RNA from Nycticebus coucang (slow loris), 6400 nucleotides. RefSeq names its product LYR motif containing 7 (gene LYRM7). NCBI's taxonomy places the organism in Eukaryota, Metazoa, Chordata, Mammalia, Primates, Lorisidae. The record is from RefSeq and is a predicted model, not a curated record. The coding region runs from base 175 to 534 and encodes 119 amino acids. Gene Ontology annotation, biological process: mitochondrial respiratory chain complex III assembly. The transcript has 5 exons.